Messenger RNA from Rhinichthys klamathensis goyatoka, 1785 nucleotides. Its product is annotated as P2Y purinoceptor 14-like. Gene Ontology annotation, cellular component: membrane. The transcript has 2 exons. The record is from RefSeq and is a predicted model, not a curated record. Gene Ontology annotation, biological process: G protein-coupled receptor signaling pathway. Bases 8 to 991 code for a protein of 327 amino acids. Gene Ontology annotation, molecular function: G protein-coupled purinergic nucleotide receptor activity. Lineage: Eukaryota; Metazoa; Chordata; Actinopteri; Cypriniformes; Leuciscidae.
CUGUCUCAUGUCUGGGUCACAAUCCAGCUCCAUCAUGGACCAGAACACAACCAAUUCAACUCAAGGACCUUGUGGCUUGUCUGAAAUGCCAGCUCGUACAUUCUUUAUAUCUGUAUACUCUCUGGUUUUUCUGGCAAGCCUGGCACUCAACAGCAUUGCAAUAUAUGUGUAUUUUUGUAAACCUACAAGCCAGUCCAGCAUCACAGUCUAUCUCAAGAAUCUGGUUAUAGCAGACUUGUUUGUCUGCCUGUGUUUGAUAUUACGCAUUGCCAAAUACGCAAGCACUUCAGUGGAAAUACAGCGGAUCUACUGUAUCUUUGGUGCUCCAGCUUCCUACCUCAACAUGUACUCCAGUAUUCUCUUCAUGGGCUACAUUGCUGCAAACAGGUACAUGAGGAUUGUUCGGCCACUGGAGACUCACAUGCUGCAAACAGUCCGCUCGACCCGCUACAUCUGCAUAGUGACCUGGGCUUUCCUGUUGUGCUUUAUUUGUGUCUAUAUUGCUGUUUUUUUCAGUUCUGAUAAAGAAAACACUCCCAACAGUGGUUUUAGCUGUAAAAGUUUUCAUAACAGCUUGCUCAAACAGAUCUACAUGACCAUGCAUAUCCUUUCCUUUUUAGUAUUUUUGUCUGUGCUGGUAUCCCUGAUUCUGUUUUAUUGGGGGAACGUACAGAGGCUUCGACAAGCUCAGCGCACAAUGCCGGAAAAGCCUAGGGACGCAAAGCUCAGCAAGUCAAAACGCAACAUGCGAGUACUGGUGGCGGUUUUCUGCGUGUGCUUUGUGCCCUAUCAUAUGGUGAGACUGCCGCACGUGUUUAUCAGUCCCCUUCUGCAUGACUGUACAGCAGCUCAGGCCUUCUACAUCAUAAAGGAGCUGACCGUCCUGCUUGCAGUGCUAAAUGCCUCCCUGGAUCCACUUAUUUACUUUUUCUUUUGCAAGACCUUCAGGGCCCGGCUUAACCUUCAAAGAUUUCAACAAAGAAACCAGUAAGUUGAGUUAAAGGUGUAAUGUGUGAUUUCUGCACCAGUAGCGGCACGAAACGAAACUGCAAAAAUUCACAUCCAGCCAACAUUUCAUGAUGGGGCCAAUGUAGCCAAGAUAUGGUCGUGAAAUAUGGGCCCUACAUGGGUUUGUCAUGGGUCCCAUGUCACCCCUAUCUGAGUUAACCCCAGUAUGGGCCCCAAAUGGGUUUGUCCAUGGGUCCCAUGUCACCCCUAUCUGAGUUAACCCCAGUAUGGGCCCCAAAUGGGUUUGUCCAUGGGUCCCAUGUCACCCCUAUCUGAGUUAACCCCAGUAUGGGCCCCAAAUGGGUUUGUCCAUGGGUCCCAUGUAAUCCCUAUCUGAGUUAACCCUAGUAUGCCUAUAGUACAUUGGCCUCACCAUGAAAUGUUGGCUGGGAACAGGUUCACGUCCCCUAUAUUUGAUUUCAUUGCUUUACUGACAGCAGCACUUGAGCUGCAUGAACUCCACAAGUUUGUGUAAAACCUGAUGAUCAUGUUCUCCAGCAUCAUUUGAGAAUGUUCACAUCUUGUGCUUCAAUGGAAGCAAGAACAUCUGACGACUGUACAAAGGAGUUAACUUGAUCAAUUUAUUUGUUUAAUUAGUGAUGUAGCAGUAGUGCAGAAAUAUUUAUUUUAAUUUUAAGACUUUUCUUUGUUUUAAUAUAAAUAUAUAUUAAUAUAAAAUCUUAAAUAUAUAUUGAAUAUACAAUUCUAACAUGAUGUCCAUCCAAGGAAAAUUGACAUCUUCUCCCUUUAUUUAAAUAUUCUUAAAAAUGUGCUUGG